AUGUCUACCCCAAAGACGUCUCGCAAGAAAGCUACGCCCAAGGUUACCAAGCCAGAGCUCCCUACCGAUAUGAAGCUCCCUGCGGCCAAAUGGACGGAUAACGAUAGAAGUCUCAUCGGUCUUCUUCUUACAGCCCUCGAGGAGGACAAGUAUGUCAAGCGUGCUAUUUGGCCUGCUCCAGAAGAUAAGAGCACCAGCAUAAAGAAGGCCGUGGCCUAUCGCGAUAUAGCCGAUACCGUUUUUAGCGAACUUUCUUUCUUCGCCGAGUACUUUUAA
Molecule: messenger RNA, 276 nt
Organism: Letharia columbiana
Lineage: Eukaryota; Fungi; Ascomycota; Lecanoromycetes; Lecanorales; Parmeliaceae
Exons: 1
Coding region: 1-276 (91 amino acids)
Source: RefSeq, a predicted model, not a curated record